Molecule: messenger RNA, 584 nt
Organism: Symbiodinium sp. CCMP2456
Lineage: Eukaryota; Dinophyceae; Suessiales; Symbiodiniaceae
Source: the annotation of a GenBank genome assembly
AUGCUCGUGGUGGGGGAUCCCCCAGAUUUGCGGAGGAAGAGCCUCGUGGAGCCGGACUUGCAAUUCGGUGCCAGCGCACGGCAGGAGAAGACCUACUCUUCGCGCCAGCGCCAGCAGCAGCCGCGCCAAGCAACAACGCUUCCACAGCGGCGGCGUUCACAACCCCCGACAGAGCCUGGGUACCAGGGCUACAAGAUCAACGACGAAGAGACUGAAAAGGCCAAGCCGGUUGUUGUCUUGACCUCCGACAAGGGCAUCACCAAGGUCGAGACAGACUACUCAGACCUGGCUCACCAAGCGAGCGGCUUCAGGGCACGCAGCCUGCUUCCCACGCUCUCCGAGCGGCCUCCCCCGACCACAGAGGGCUACCAGAGCAGCGCUCCCGGCCGCGAAGCGCCCAGGCCCUGGGAGCCGAAGAUGGAUGUGGAUGGGAAGACACAAGUUCCAGAGAGCGUGUUCAAGGCCAUGGAGAAGCUGGGCCAUGCUGCAAGGCACCGGGGGCAGCACGUCCUGGCGAAGAGCACUCGUCACCGUGGUCGCAAGACGCUGAUUCGGCACGAUUGUCUCCCUGGGCGCACCAACUC